AUGACUUUCACCCCAAAACCUCAGUUCUUCCUGAUUAGGCCUGGCGCUGAGGAGAUCACGCCCACAGGACAAAUUGUUGCUCAGCCCGCAACUGCUGUGCCUCUCAUCCCUGCAGACCUUUUACCUGACUGGGUAGAAGUCGUUGGCGUUCCGCGAAGUCUAUCAGAAGAUGAGACCAAGGACAUUGGAAACCUGGGUGUCAUUCAUGCAGAGCAGUAUACCUACAAGCUCCGAUUUGAUCCCAUCACUGGAGAUGACGCUUGUGCCAGUGAUGAAGUGGAAGAAGAAAACCCUUGUGAAUCUGUGAUGCAGCCCAGUGCCAGUAUAUGGGGCCCAUCGAUUUCUCAUGAUACUUCUCGUGAAGAACAAAAUCCAGAGACCUUGACGUCUCUGCCAUCUCACACUUCAGCCCUUCAAGUCAAGCUUAAACCCGCUCAAGGGCUUUCGUCAAGUCGUCACAACCCGGAGAACCAGCAGCAGCAAAAAUCUAUUGUUGACAAGGAGCCAUCGCCACUUCAACCCAACACCACAUCGCCGUCAUCGGAACUCCCUUCACCAUGUCGACACUGGUGCCACCAUGGAGUCUGCAAAUGGGGUCUGGACUGUCACUACGAGCACACAAUGCCCACAACGUCAACUGGCCUUGCAGAAGUCGGCCUCUCGCAGUUCCCCGACUGGUGGCUCCAGGCGCGUGGUGUCAUGCCAAUGCCUCCAGAGAUGCUUCGUGCUGCGGAUGCAUCGAGUGCUCGUCGAAUGGACAGGAAGAUCAUGAGCUAUACCAAGAGGAAGCCUCGGUCCAGAGCUCGUGCGAAGCGUGUCGACGCAAGACCAGUAGACUUGGAUGAGGCGUCAGAGGUAGAAGCAGAGGAUGAGUAUGAAGAGGAGCCGGAGACCGAACAUGAAGUGGCGCAAGAGCCAAAGAGGGAAAGAGAGGGCGUUCUGAUUGAAUUCUGA
This is a messenger RNA of Fusarium venenatum, 954 nucleotides long. RefSeq lists its product as uncharacterized. Gene Ontology annotation, molecular function: metal ion binding. NCBI's taxonomy places the organism in Eukaryota, Fungi, Ascomycota, Sordariomycetes, Hypocreales, Nectriaceae. The record is from RefSeq and is a predicted model, not a curated record.